UCCCACGCAAAACACUGCUCACACGCUCGCACGCGCAUCCAGUGCGCGCUUACUGCCCUAAACUCGCAACUGUUCUAAAAAUUGAGACUACUGCUGUUUAAAUCUAGCUGUUUUUUUCACUUGGCCGAAGGUGAUUUGGGGAGUUAUAAUGUUUCCUGUUGCACUACUGAGAAUAAACUUAAACUUGGAGAGAAGCUGAGAACGUGAAAGAGUGUUGUGUGUUGUGUUUAUGUAUGAGCGCGGGUGAGUGCGUUGAGAUGAGUGUGGGUGUAGAGGGGGGGUCUAGCAUCCGCCCCCCAUCCAGUCUAAAUGUGAAGAAAGUCUAUGGUGAUAGCACAGAAGAACUACAUUCUCCAGAGUCUCUGAGGCUCAGCGCCAUGUCACCUGACCUGAGGCAGGACUUCAGUAUGAUGGAAAAGAAAAAGAGAGUUACACAGAUUCUGCAAAGUCCAGACUUUAAAGAGGAGCUGGAGAGUAUGGUAAAGGAGCAAUACUCUAAGGGCAGUGACUCUGGUGGUCUACUAGGCCACAUCGCGAACCUCAUCAUCAGCAACACACUGAGCAACACUGGCGUGUACAGCCCCAGCAGCGUGGGGUCAGUAAGUCCAGUGAAUGAUCUGUGUGGUUUGGAGUGGUUUAAUUGUUCUAAAGCUGAGAGGCAGGGUCGCUGUAAACUGGCAUGUUUGUACCGCCUACUCGACCUUUAUGGAAACGCCCACUUUCCAAAUACAUACAUUACUCUACGUGUGAGCAAAGAGCAGGAUCACAUUCUCAUUCUUCCUAAAGGACUAUCGUUUUCAGAAGCCACAGCGGCCAGUCUGAUGAAGGUGAAUCUGAUUGGUGAAGUGGUCGAUCAGGGGGCAACCACACUACCUGUGGAUAUUUCAGGAUUCAAACCGCAUGCAGCAGUCUAUUGUGCUCGACCAGAUGCCAAGUGUGUUAUACAUACAUACACACCAACCACGGCUGCAGUCUCCUCUAUGAAAUGUGGCAUUUUACCCAUUUCCCAUGAAGCUUUGCUGCUGGGGGAGGUGUCUUAUUUUAGCUACUAUGGUGAUGUAGAUGACAAACAGGAGAGGAUGGAACUGCAGAAAGCUUUGGGCCCCACUGCUAAGGUGUUAGUGCUGAGGAAUCGAGGUUUAUUGGCAUUUGGAGAGACUACAGAAGAAGCCUUUCAUUAUUUGUACCACAGCCACCAAGCCUGUGAGAUACAGGUUAGUGCUCUGCUUUCUGCAGGUGGUGUUGAAAACCUGUGCGUGUUAGACAGGGCAAGUCUAAAAGCAGCUCCUUCCAUUAAUCCCAGUGGAAAAAUGUCAGAUGGACAGAUCAGAUGGAAGGUUGGAGAAGCAGAAUUUGAAUCCCUUAUGAGAAUGAUGGAUAAUUUAAGUUACAGAACUGGUUACACAUACCGCCAUCCCAUAGUCAAAGAGAAGCCUAGACACCAUAAUGACGUGGAGAUCCCAGCAACAGUGACUGGGAUGGGACAAGAGGAAGCAGACGGGUUCCCGCAGAGUCCUUUGCACUUACAGGCACAAAGACGAGACAGAGAGAGGAUACGAUGGUUGAAUUCACCUAACAGCUACCUGAAAGUGAAUGUACCUGAGGAGUCCACCAAUGGCACCUGUAGCCCACGUACCAAAACUACGUGGAUGAAAUCAGAGGAGUCUGGCAGCUGCAAGGACACCCCAAUUAAGAUUGAGGACCCCAACCAGUUUGUCCCACUAAAUACCAACCCCACUGAAGUACUGGAAAAGAGAAAUAAGAUUCGGGAGCAGAACAGAGUGGAUCUGAUGACGGCAGGACCAAAGUCUCAGCUUCUGGCAGACAUUGUCAUCGAUAAACCUCCCGGUCCUGCUUUCAUUUAUGAGGAUGAGGAGCAGACAGCCUCUCUACCGCCCAACCCUUUCGACCAAUCAGAGACAGAUCUUCAGGAAUACACGCAAACUGUGGAGAAUAAGUGCAACCAAUCAGAGGCCGAUGAGGAUCUGACAGAUGGGGAAAUGACCACAUAUGAUGGAUCCACUGUGUCCCUGUCAAUCUCACCCCUCAUGAGCCCAGAGAAAGGAGACAGUCUCUCAGCCCUGUUGCAAAGCAGCGAUGAGCUGACGCAGGAUGAUGACCUCACUCUAGAAGUAACAGAGCUCAGCAUCACUAAAGAGAUGCAGGUCUCCAUAACAACCACCGUUGCCAAUGACAUUUCCAUCACCAGCUCCUCUGAAAGUCAAAAAUCCCCCAAAAAGAAGAAAAAGAAAUUCCGUACUCUUUCUUUCUUGAGGAUGUCCAAAAAGAAAGAGAAAGAGGAGAAAGGAAAAACGAAGGAAAAGGAAAAAGAGGAUAAGGAAAUGGAGGAAGAAAAAGAAUGCAAGGAUUGAAAGAUAAUGUGAAAGUGUGGUGAGUUAAGUGACUAGAUGAAUAGAGCUUGUUAAUCGGCAUCACGCCGCGUUGAAUGUCGCACCAUCUUGGGAGGAUGGCUGCUAGUGUGUUCAAUGCAGUGUUUUGUUAUUCUCGUUUGAUUAGGAAGUAUAACUACGGUAGGUCGUUCUUGGUGUGUUAAAACUGCAAUAGUAUUACGCAGAGUCGUUCAGGAAAAGCCCAUGGUUCUUUCACUUUCGAUUUCUCUAUAUAUCAAACAAAACAAGUAACGGUACAUAUCAAAACAAUAAUAGCAGUGGAAUAUUAUCCUCCCAAGAUGGCGGCGCCACUGCAACAUGCAACAUAGGGCGUGAUGUCAGCUUCACAUUCUCUGAGAUGUGAAGGGAAUUGUGGGUAAUGUAGUUUCAGUAGGGUCCUGUGAUAAAUGUAUUGUAUGGAUGUUCACCUUUGAAUUGAAGCAAUGAUUUGUAUGUGUAGAUAUUACACACACAGAAUGUUUAAUUUUACACACGUUUUGUUACAGCUAUAGUAAUAACUAGAGCAUUAAAAGUGUCUAAAUAGCCUAAUUCAUAACAAUGUCCUACACUUUUCAUAAACUGUACAUACAUGUCAGUAGGUAAUAAUAAAUUGUGGCAAAAUCCUUCAGGUCCUAUACAUGCUGUAUGUGAGCAGUAUCAUGUGAUAAAACAUUUUGACGUCACUGUAUGUUUAGAUGAAUUUUUUGCUGAAUUUAUCAGUAAAUUGAAGACAAGAAACCUUAUCAUGGAUUUAUAUGAGACUGUGUGACUGGAUUCCUGCAUGUCAUGAAUAUUUGAUUUUUUAAGGUAUUGCAAUUUAAAAUGAAGGAUAGUAGUUUAGUGUGAUACAGCCAUUUUAGCUUUGCUUGGUCUAUACUUGUAUUGAUAGUUAAUACUUGUGCUUUAUUGAUAGAUUAUAAAGUACUGCUGUAUGUUUGUACACUGUUUUAAGAUGUACUGUUAAUGUUUAUAGUUAUGUUUUUGUCUUCAAAGGUAAAAAACUGCUUUUGUAAUUUGCAGUGUCACAGUCACAAUGUUUUCUCUUCAAUAAACAUGAAGAUAGUCAACUAUA
Triplophysa rosa is the source of this 3462-nucleotide messenger RNA. RefSeq names its product adducin 3 (gamma) b (gene add3b). The coding region runs from base 234 to 2372 and encodes 712 amino acids. Lineage: Eukaryota; Metazoa; Chordata; Actinopteri; Cypriniformes; Nemacheilidae. The record is from RefSeq and is a predicted model, not a curated record. Gene Ontology annotation, biological process: barbed-end actin filament capping. Gene Ontology annotation, cellular component: plasma membrane; cytoskeleton; postsynaptic density. The transcript has 15 exons. Gene Ontology annotation, molecular function: actin filament binding.